Necator americanus (New World hookworm) is the source of this 219-nucleotide messenger RNA. RefSeq lists its product as uncharacterized. The record is from RefSeq and is a predicted model, not a curated record. Bases 1 to 219 code for a protein of 72 amino acids. NCBI's taxonomy places the organism in Eukaryota, Metazoa, Nematoda, Chromadorea, Rhabditida, Ancylostomatidae. The transcript has 3 exons.
AUGUGUUCCAUACUACGAGUUUCAGAACUAACAUACGCUAACGUGUAUUGGGCUCCUUCGUUAUACCUCGCAGUCGUCAUACUUGGAAUCCUGAAUCUGAUACAGUCGUAUUUGUUCUUAGUGGAAACAAAGGGUGUCAAUUUGGAUAGUGUGACCCUGGAUGAAACUCCAACAUCAGACGAGGCACUCAUGCUAGAGAACGAUUCAGCGAAGGAAUGA